Molecule: messenger RNA, 2244 nt
Organism: Glarea lozoyensis ATCC 20868
Lineage: Eukaryota; Fungi; Ascomycota; Leotiomycetes; Helotiales; Helotiaceae
Exons: 9
Coding region: 1-2244 (747 amino acids)
Biological process (GO): carbohydrate metabolic process
Source: RefSeq, a predicted model, not a curated record
AUGCUUUUCAACAGUUAUCUUCCUUGCUUUGAGGCGCUCACCAUAGCCCUUUUACUUCCAUGUUUAGUGACCGGACAUCAGCACUCAUGGGACGAAAAGAUCCACAUUGGCAACCAGACACUACAUAGGCCCUCAAUUCCAAUCUCGCCGACGCGAAUUAUAUUAGAUGGCACUUCCAUUCUUACGAAUACCACAGGAGCUUUCCAAGGAGAAGGGAAGAACAGAAAACGUGCUAGUCAAGCUGGAAGCCCAAGUGGUACGAGGAGUACAUUUUUGGUCCUGGCCAGAGACGCUUCAUCUGCAUAUUCUGCCUACUCGGGUCUCAACGAUUACGGAAUCCCAUAUGAGCUGAAGAUAAUUCCAGCAGGAGGUACCACUUUGCCGACUCUGCAAACCAGCGAUGCGAACCCAAUGGGUAAUUAUGGUGGAAUUGUGGUUCUUUCCGAGGUCAGCUAUGCGGACGCUAAUGGGAACUGGGCUUCCGCGAUAACGGCAGCACAAUGGACAACGCUCUACAAUUAUCAAACGACUUUUGGUGUAAGGAUGGUCAGAUUGGAUGUCAGUCCCUCUGCUGCUACUGGCACAAGGGUCGUGGGUUCCUGCUGCUCCGACGGUCAAGAACAACCUUUGUACAUCAGCGAUAUCACUCAGUUUCCAACUGCAGGUUUAAAGCAGGGUGCGACUCUAAGUAGUCUUGGACUUUAUCAUUACCCCGCGGCGAUAAUUGACACUUCGACAACUAGAUCAAUUGCCAAUUUCAUGCCUACCACAGGAUUUACCGAUUACACCACUGCUGCGGUGAUCAACAACUUUUCGGGGAGACAGCAGAUGGUGUUUUUCAUGCCUUUCGCAACAGACUGGGCUUUGACGUCGACUGUGUUGACUCAUGCAUGGAUUCAUUGGGCGACAAGAGGACUUUAUGCCGGAUUUCGAAGAGCCAUGCUUCAUACCCAAGUCGAUGAUAUGUUCUUGAAGACAACCACCUGGGAUGGAGAUGACUUUCGGAUUAGCACUGCUGACCUUGCAACGCACAUUCAAUGGCAAGCGUCUAUCGGCUCCAAAUUGCCUGCUGGCAGCAAUUAUACCAUUGAGCUUGGCCAUAAUGGAAAUGGGAAUAUUGAAAAUGCGUUCAAAGUCAAGCAAGCAACCUGUCCACAAGGAUCCGUCCAGCGAGUCGACCCCCCGCAGACAGAUUUGGAGUACAUCAAGCCAAUCGGAAGUGGGACAAAUUUCUGGCCAUUAAAUGCCACAUCAUACACCUAUACAGACGAUUGUAUCGCGCAAGAUCCAGUGGCUAAAUUCUUUUUGACCCCCGCGACUCGAGAUUCCUUUAUGCACGUUUCGCAUACAUUUACACAUGAAAAUGAGAAUGCUGCGACAUAUUCAGAUGUUACCAGCGAGAUUACAUGGAAUCAAAAGUGGCUCGCGCAAAUCGCAAUUGCAAAAGGAAAAUGGUUUAGUCCCAAUGGUAUCAUUCCACCAGCUAUUACAGGACUUCACAAUGGAGACGCAUUGAGAGCGUGGAAGGAAAAUGGCAUUCUUAAUGUUGUUGGUGACAACACCCGACCAGUACUAUUGAACACCAUCAAUGAACAUUGGCCCCUCAUCACGAGUGUCGCAAAGAAUGGGUUCGACGGUAUCAUGAUCAUACCUCGCUGGGCAACGAAUAUAUAUUACAACUGUGAUGACACAGCUUGUGACAUUGGUCAAUGGAAAUCACUUGGAAAUUCUGGCACAUUGUCGACUCUCCUUGAUGCUGAGAGAUCAACUAACACCCGCCAUCUUUUAAGACUUAAGCACGACCCAUUCAUGUUUCAUCAGGCAAAUAUGAGAUGGGAAGGAGUUGAUCGGACCACCGUUAAUGGAGUCACCAAUCAGUAUUCUCUACUCCAGAUCUGGGUUGAAAAUAUCGUGGCAGAGGUAACCAGGCUCACAACAUGGCCUCUCAUUAGCUUGAAACAUGACGAUAUCGCAGCUUCCUUCCGUCAACGAAUGACAAGAGACCAGUGUAACUACACCAUGACAAAUACAUUUUCUGGCUCGACCAUUACCGGGUUCUCGGUUUCUGCGCCGUCUGUUAGCAAUAGAUGCGCCGCACCCAUCCCAAUAACUCUGCCUGGACCCUUGGCGGAGAAUGGUAUUCGGUAUAAUACUGAACAGCUCGGAAGUGACCCCUUAACGGUGUGGGUGGAUUUGAAUGGUAGAGUUAUGGAUUUUAGAUUAAAAGACCCAAUUUCUUGGUAG